CCUCCUUCUGCAGUCACACCCCACAACCCCACAACCACACCCCUCUCCCAGAACCCAGCCUAGAGCAGAAGCCUCUGCCCUGAUUGGGACAAAUAUCUAUCACUGACCACAGCUGGGAGAGCCCAGCUCAGCCUGCUGGCUAGGGGGCCCCAGACCCAGCAGCUGCCCGGGCAUGGAUGGUGUGGGCACCGUGGUGCUGCUCCUGCUGCUGGCCAGGGUCUACCUGCUCCUGUCCCUUGGCUUUCGGAGCAAGGGCAGGCUGCCCCCGGGCCCCAGGCCUCUCCCGGUUCUGGGGAACCUGCUGCAGCUACCCUCCCGAGAUUUGCUGACCUCGCUCACCAAGCUGAGCAAGGAGUAUGGCUCCGUGUACACCAUGUACCUGGGCCCCAGGCGUGUGGCGGUGCUCAGCGGGUACCACACGGUGAAGGAGGCGCUGGUGGACCAGGGGGAGGAGUUCAGUGGCCGUGGAGAUUACCCAGUGUUUUUCAACUUCACUAAGGGCAAUGGUAAGCUUCCUCCCUCUCCUCCAUUCCCCAAGCUUUCCAGACCCCCAGUCACCCCAGGACCUUGAAUGGCACCUCAUCCCCAUCCCCAUUGCCAUCCAAC
Molecule: messenger RNA, 606 nt
Organism: Perognathus longimembris pacificus (Pacific pocket mouse)
Lineage: Eukaryota; Metazoa; Chordata; Mammalia; Rodentia; Heteromyidae
Product: cytochrome P450 2F1-like
Exons: 3
Coding region: 173-571 (132 amino acids)
Biological process (GO): xenobiotic metabolic process
Cellular component (GO): intracellular membrane-bounded organelle; cytoplasm
Molecular function (GO): oxygen binding; iron ion binding; oxidoreductase activity, acting on paired donors, with incorporation or reduction of molecular oxygen, reduced flavin or flavoprotein as one donor, and incorporation of one atom of oxygen
Source: RefSeq, a predicted model, not a curated record